AUCCCUCCCCGUUCAUACUGAGUCUCCAAACAGAUGCGCUGCGUUCAAAUCUGCGGAUCCACAAAGAAGUCGAGCUAAAGCAAAAGGAUCUUCCUUGAUACACACAGAGAAAGAGAGCAACGACAGACCCCACCGUUCCCAGCUGAAAAAGUUACAAAAAAUCUCCGGGAUGCUUGUGCUUUAAAUACGAACUGAUCUGGGAUCAUUGUUUACAUCAUAAUCCUCUUAUUAACUCCUCUAUUUUCUGCACGGAGAACGGCUGGAAAAUGUCGCAUCCUCCUGCCAAGUUUAAAAAGGAUAAAGAGAUCAUCACGGAGUACGAGGGGCAAGUCAAAGAGAUUCGAGCUCAACUGGUGGAGCAGCAGAAAUGUAUCGAGCAGCAGACAGAGAUGAGGGUCCAGCUUCUGCAGGACCUCCAGGACUUCUUCCGAAAGAAGUCAGAGAUCGAGAUGGAGUAUUCCCGUAACCUGGAGAAGCUGGCUGAGCGCUUUAUGGCCAAGACCAGAAGCACUAAGGACCACCAACAAUACAAAAAAGACCAGAACCUCCUUUCCCCAGUGAACUGUUGGUAUCUGUUGCUGAACCAGGUGAGGCGUGAGAGUAAAGACCAUGCCACGCUGAGUGACAUCUACCUGAACAAUGUCAUCAUGCGCUUCAUGCAGAUCAGCGAGGACUCAACACGCCUCAUGAAGAAGAGUAAAGAAAUAGCAUUUCAGCUGCAAGAGGAUCUGAUGAAAGUCCUAAAUGAGCUCUACACGGUGAUGAAAACCUACCACAUGUACCACACGGAGAGUAUAAGUUCUGAAAGCAAGCUGAAGGAGUUUGAGAAGCAGGAAGAAAGGCAGAUCGGUCGAACAGGGGACCCCGUCUUCAACGUGCGUCUGGAAGACAAAACCCCAAGACGCAGCUUUGUUAAGAAGAUUGAGAAGAUGAAGGAAAAGAGGCAGGCCAAGUACUCUGAGAACAAGCUGAAGUCGAUCAAAUCCCGGAACGAGUACUUGCUGACUCUGGAAGCCACUAAUUCCUCUGUAUUCAAGUAUUACAUCCAUGACUUGUCUGACCUAAUAGAUUGCUGUGAUCUGGGCUAUCAUGCCUCUUUAAACCGGGCUUUGCGCACCUACCUCUCGGCUGAGUAUAACCUGGAGACAUCUCGUCACGAGGGGCUGGACAUCAUCGAGAAUGCUGUGGACAGUUUGGACCCUCGCAGUGACCGUCAGCGCUUUAUGGAGAUGUAUCCAACCGCUUUCUGUCCUCCGGUCAAGUUUGAGUUCCAGCCACACAUGGGAGACGAGGUGUGCCAGAUUACGGCACAGCCUCCGGUCCAGGCUGAGCUGAUUCUAAGGUUUCAGCAGCUCCAGUCACGCCUUGCUACACUGAAGAUUGAGAAUGAGGAGAUCAAGAAGACCUCUGAGGCCACGCUGACCACCAUCCAGGACAUGGUCACUAUCGAGGACUAUGACGUGUCUGAGUGUUUCCACCACAGUCGCUCCACAGAGUCGGUCAAGUCCACCGUGUCCGAGACGUACCUCAGCAAACCCAGCAUCGCCAAGAGACGUGCCAAUCAGCAGGAGACCGAGCAGUUCUACUUCAUGAAAUUUCGUGAGUUUCUUGAGGGCAGCAAUUUGAUCGCCAAACUCCAGGCCAAGCAUGACUUGCUGAAGAGAGCACUGGGAGAAGGUCACCGAGCAGAAUACAUGACCACAAGCCGUGGACGGCGGAACUCUCACACCCGGCAUCAGGACUCUGGACAAGUUAUUCCACGAGUGGUAGAGAGCUGCAUUCGAUUCAUCAAUCUUUAUGGUCUUCAGCAUCAAGGCAUAUUCCGUGUAUCUGGCUCUCAGGUUGAAGUCAAUGAUAUUAAGAAUUCAUUUGAGAGAGGCAACGAUCCUCUCACUGAUGAUGAGGAUAACCAUGAUAUGAACUCAGUGGCAGGAGUUCUCAAACUCUACUUCCGAGGACUGGAGAACCCCCUCUUUCCAAAGGAGAGGUUUAAUGACCUUAUCUCCUGCAUCAGAAUAGAAAACCUGUAUGAGAGGGCCCUAUACAUUCGUAAAAUCCUCCUCACUUUACCCAGAUCUGUCCUCAUAGUCAUGCGCUACCUGUUUGCUUUCCUCAACCAUCUGUCCCAAUACAGUGAUGAGAACAUGAUGGACCCCUACAACCUGGCCAUUUGUUUCGGCCCCACGCUCAUGCCCACCCCUGAAACCCAGGACCAGGUGUCUUGCCAAGCUCAUGUCAAUGAGGUCGUUAAGACCAUCAUCAUUCACCACGAGACCAUCUUUCCUGAUGCCAAGGAGCUAGACGGUCCUGUAUACGAGAAAUGCAUGGCUGGAGGAGACUACUGUGAAAGUCCUUAUAGUGAGCAUGGAGUCCUGGAGGAAGUGGACCAAGACGGAGGCGCAGAGACACACACCAGUGAAGAUGAGGGCGAACCAAUCGAAGCCAUCGCCAAGUUCGACUACGUGGGCCGUUCUUCACGCGAGCUGUCCUUCAAGAAGGGGGCGUCUCUGCUGCUGUACCAGCGUGCUUCAGAAGACUGGUGGGAGGGUAGACAUAAUGGCAUAGACGGCUUGGUGCCUCAUCAGUACAUCGUAGUGCAGGAUAUGGACGAUACAUUCUCAGACACUCUGAGUCAAAAGGCAGACAGCGAGGUGGGCAGUGGGCACGGAGGAGACGAGAAGUGCUCCAGCAGAGAUCUGACCUCUCCUACAGACAGAACUGAUGCAUACAUCAGCAGUAGUCGUCACAGGAAGAGGAGUGACCCUCCGAAUCGCAAGCCACCAGCACGGCCAAGCGAUGCCCACUGCAUGGUUCACCCAUCUCAAAGUCACGGAAGUCAUGGGAACCACGGUAAUCAUGGGAACCCAGCCCUCAGCUCACCUGUGCUGAGCCAUUAUAGCCCUCGAGAGGUGGUGCGUGGCAGAGGUCCGAUGGUCACAGACAGCCCGGAGAGACGCAGACGCACAGGACACGGUGGCCUCUCAGGCCACAGCAGCCUCACCAACAUCAGCCGCCACGAGUCCCUGAAGAAGAUAGAGAGCCCCCCGAUCCGCAGAUCCACUUCCUCAGGCCAGUACAUGGCGAGAGGUCUGGAUCCAGAAAGCAUCGCACAGGACAUAGAGGAGACAAUGAACACGGCUCUGAACGAGCUGCGUGAGCUGGAGCGGCAGAGUUCGGCUAAGCACGCCCCUGACGUGGUGCUGGACACGCUGGAGCAGAUGAAGAACUCUCCGACUACAGCUGGCAGCUCUGCUGAUUCACUGAAUCGUCAUCCUCUUCGUCGCAGCACCAGCUCCUCCAGCGACGCCAUGAGCACCUUCAAACCUGCCAUAGCCCCGCGAAUGGGCGUGCAGCUGAAACCACCUGCUCUCCGUCCCAAGCCCAUGAUGGCGCUGCCUAAGGGGGGGUCAGCUCAGGCUUCAGCGUCACCACCCCAGGAUCCUCUCGACAAGUCUUGCACCAUGUGAGCCAAUCACAGCUCAGCAGCGGGUGUGAUUUUUCUUUGAUAUUAACAGAUUGCUUUGUAACUGUUACAUCUCAAUAUUUUACAUCUGGACUGGAUUAAAGGAAACUACUCUUCCUCUGUUCCAUUGCUAGAAAGAGAACAAGUGUGCAUCAGCCUGGAGAGAUGUUCAAGCUUACUACUAAUAAUGUCACAGGUCAAUAAUAAACUGUAACACACAGCAGAUCUUUGUUUAAACAUGUUUACCUGCCUAAAGGAUUUGAAUCUUUCUUUUUAGCUGCAUUGAAAUGUGAAACAUUCUACUAUGUUGUCUGCACCAAAAGCCACUUUUUAAUCCAAUGUUUGUGUAAAACACCAUCACAGCAUCUAGAAAUCCGUUCACUUGAAAUCUGCCUGAUCAUUUCUUUGCAUGUAAAUAGACCAGGUUCAUUUCUAAUGUAAUUCUCAGUAUGAAUAGAUGAUAAGGAAACUAUAACUAGGUCAUAUUCGACUGUAUUAUACAAGAAAGCAACAAA
Messenger RNA from Tachysurus vachellii, 3978 nucleotides. It is a transcript of the gene srgap1a, whose product is annotated as SLIT-ROBO Rho GTPase activating protein 1a. The transcript has 22 exons. Gene Ontology annotation, cellular component: cytoplasm. The coding region runs from base 267 to 3467 and encodes 1066 amino acids. Gene Ontology annotation, molecular function: protein binding. Gene Ontology annotation, biological process: signal transduction; negative regulation of cell migration. The record is from RefSeq and is a predicted model, not a curated record. Lineage: Eukaryota; Metazoa; Chordata; Actinopteri; Siluriformes; Bagridae.